Messenger RNA from Dryobates pubescens (Downy woodpecker), 720 nucleotides. RefSeq lists its product as uncharacterized. The transcript has a single exon. NCBI's taxonomy places the organism in Eukaryota, Metazoa, Chordata, Aves, Piciformes, Picidae. The record is from RefSeq and is a predicted model, not a curated record. The annotation marks the transcript as partial.
CCACCACCACCAGCAGCACCACCACCAGCAGCAGCAGCACCACCACCAGCAGCAGCACCACCACCACCAGCAGCAGCAGCACCACCACCACCAGCAGCAGCAGCACCACCACCACCACCAGCAGCAGCACCACCACCACCAGCAGCAGCACCACCACCACCAGCAGCAGCAGCACCACCACCACCAGCAGCACCACCACCACCACCAGCAGCAGCACCACCACCACCAGCAGCAGCAGCACCACCACCACCACCACCAGCAGCAGCACCACCACCACCAGCAGCAGCACCACCACCACCAGCAGCAGCAGCACCACCACCACCAGCAGCACCACCACCACCAGCAGCACCACCACCACCAGCAGCAGCACCACCACCACCAGCAGCAGCAGCACCACCACCACCACCAGCAGCAGCACCACCACCACCAGCAGCAGCAGCACCACCACCACCACCACCAGCAGCACCACCACCAGCAGCAGCAGCACCACCACCACCAGCAGCACCACCACCACCACCAGCAGCACCACCACCACCACCACCAGCAGCAGCACCACCACCAGCAGCAGCACCACCACCACCACCACCAGCAGCAGCACCACCACCACCACCAGCAGCAGCAGCACCACCACCACCAGCAGCAGCAGCACCACCACCACCACCAGCACCACCACCACCACCACCACCAGCAGCAGCACCACCACCACCACCAGCACCAGCA